AUGCAGGGUCCUCUGCAAAUGCUCUUGAUCAUUGUGAUCUUAGCGCCAGCUGUAUCGGCACGUGACCUGCCAAACCCCGCCGACGGCGCCGCCCAGCUGCCACGUGGCAGGGAACUACUGGGCCAAAGCCCCACCGCCUGGGACAUGGACGAGUGCGCGCGCGCGGGCGCGCUUCGCGACCUGGCCGACUGCGGGUGGGGCUUCGGCAAGGAGGCGGGCGGAGGAAGAUCUGGGUCCAUCUACCAGGUGACCCACCUGGGGGAUUCCACCGAGUACCCCCAGCCCGGAACGCUGCGCCACGCGCUAACCCGCCCGUACAGCGUGUGGGUUACCUUUAACCCGGGCCAUAUGGUGAUCAACCUGAAAGCUUAUUUGGACGUUCCCUCGGGGACUACGAUCGACGGCCGGGGGGCACGUGUUGAGAUCGUGGGUCGGGGGCUGUACCUUCAGAACAAGAGCAACGUCAUCGUGACGCACGUGUCAAUUCACAACUGUUUGACCGACUGCAUCUCUCUCCGGCGGAGCCGCGACAUCUGGAUCAACCACGUGGACCUGUAUCGCGGCGGGGAUGGCCUCAUCGACAUCACCAAGACGUCGACACGUGUCACCGUCUCCCACUGCCACCUGCACGACCACCACAAGGCGAUGCUGCUGGGCGCGAGCAACGAGAACGUCGAGGCGAGCGAUUCAGCUCGCGAACGCAGUCUAGAUCUUCAGAGUGUUUCGGAGGGGGUUCGGACUUGCUGUAGGGGCUUUCGGAAAGUGCUUGCGGACGGCUGA
Messenger RNA from Klebsormidium nitens, 780 nucleotides. The record is from the annotation of a GenBank genome assembly. Lineage: Eukaryota; Viridiplantae; Streptophyta; Klebsormidiophyceae; Klebsormidiales; Klebsormidiaceae.